AUGGAAGAGAUGGAAGAACGAGCGGAAGACGAAGAAGAGGAGGAGGAGGAGGAAGAGGAGGAGGAAGAAAUAUCAAGUCUUUUCUCCACUGCCACCCAAACCUCUCCACGCUGUACCACCUCCGCCAGGCCUGAUCCACCACCAGCACCCUCACCACCACCACCACAGACAGACGGGCGGCUCUUGAGACCUAGAAAUGCCGUUAAGAGGCCCAUGAACAAGUAUUUGCUGUUCUACCGAGACACACAGCGGAGGGUCAGGGAUCAGCACCCCGCGGAGAGCUUCCACAGCGUAAACCAGCGCGUGGCAGCCAUGUGGAGGGAGCUACCAGAGUGUGAAAAGGAGGAGUGGGCAGCCAAGGCACAAGCUCUCCAGGUGGAACACAAGCGGCGUCACCCUGGCUACCUCUACAGCCCGUGGAAGGCGGCACAGCGGAGGAAGGAGUAUGUGCGGAAGAAGGAGGAGAAGCGGAGACUCUUCCACACCCAGCCGCUCCACCUCCACCACCACCACCACUUCACCACCGCCACUGCCACCACCACCCCCGUAGACCUCCUCCACCGUUAUCACCAGCACACCACCACCUCCACCUCCACCUCCCCUGAACACCACCAUGACCACCUCCAUGCCACGGCCACAGCUACCACCAUGACUGAAGGCUGGGAUGAAGAAGAGGAGGAGGAGGAGGAGGAAGAGGAGGAGGAGGAGGAGGAAGAGGAGGAGGUGGUCAAGAUGAUGUCAAGGAAGAAUGGUGGAGGUGGAGGUGGAGGUGGAGGUGGAGGUGGUGGGCGGAAGCAUCUGGCUCUUUCGAAAUGGCACUUUGUUGGUGGUUCAUAGUGUGAGUAUUAUUAUUAUUAUUAUUAUUAUUAUUAUUAUUAUUAUUAUUAUUAUUAUUAUUAUUAUUAUUAUUAUUAUUAUUUACACCCCAGCCCUGCCAGCCUCCUCUCCCCUGCCUCUCGCCCAACCCUAAGUCACCAGAAGGGUCGCACUUUUAACCUCUGUAUAGCAGGGUGGGGCAUAAUCAACCUGUCUUUCUU
This is a messenger RNA of Eriocheir sinensis (Chinese mitten crab), 1037 nucleotides long. RefSeq names its product sex-determining region Y protein-like. NCBI's taxonomy places the organism in Eukaryota, Metazoa, Arthropoda, Malacostraca, Decapoda, Varunidae. Gene Ontology annotation, biological process: cell differentiation; anatomical structure morphogenesis; regulation of DNA-templated transcription. Gene Ontology annotation, molecular function: RNA polymerase II cis-regulatory region sequence-specific DNA binding; DNA-binding transcription factor activity, RNA polymerase II-specific. The coding region runs from base 1 to 837 and encodes 278 amino acids. The transcript is spliced from 3 exons. The record is from RefSeq and is a predicted model, not a curated record.